AAUGACACCUUUGCCAUCGUUGGCCCCCUCCCUACCACCUCCGUCUCCCUAGACGUCAUCGCUAACCUCCGUGGACGGGAGCGAAGCCCCUGAUCCAACGCGCCGCCGGCCGCCGCCCUACAUCCGUCGUCGCCGGUUGGGAUGAGGAUCUUCAGAAAACUCAUGACCUUUAACAUUGGAACCUUUGUCAUAAAAGGUUGGGUGGCCAGAAAUGGAUAUUAUGCUGCCUUUUAAAGUUGGAGACAGAGCAGAGUCAAGGUCCUUCUCUCUUGGUUUCAGGGGUGCAUGGUUCCGCAGUAAGAUAAGCCUUAUGUGUAUAAGGCAAGGUCAUCUGGAGUGUCUUUUGGAGUAUCUCGACUUUCCAGAUGAAAAGAAGACAUGGACUCGGCUAUACAAAGUUCCACCAGGUAGCCGUAAGCGGAAAUCAAGUGAGAGUAGGAUGAUCAUGGUAAGACCUACCUUUCCACAGUGGUACCUGGAGCAUGAAAAACCUAAAGAGCUCCCAAAGGCCAAUGUUGUAGCAAUUGUCAGCAGUCCAUGGAAAGUAGGUGACUUGGUGGAAUGGUGGUAUACUGAUUGUUACUGGACCGGGAAGAUUGUUGAGUUACUUGGUGAUGACAAAGUUAAGAUAGCUUUGCAUGAAGAGCCAAUUGGUGAAGGUGGAUACUAUGAUGCUUAUUGUAAGGAUCUGAGACCAGCCCUUGAUUGGUCCCUUGGAAAAAGUUGGAGCGUGCCUCUUUCACAGGGAAAUGGAAAGUCCUGGUAUACCGCCCAGUUGAUUAUACAGAGCACAGAUUCAGGAAGUAGCAGCUCAGAUGAGGACAUUGAGCAAUCUUGUGAUUGUGAAGAGGUACAAAAAUGCUUGGAUAGGCCAUCUGAUUUGCCUGCAGAAGCCAUGGGCUCUGGCACAAAACUUUCGGCAAACGUCAGUGACGAAGUUUUCAUCAACAACCAAGGACAUGGUAAAGAGGAAUCUCCAGAAUGUUUGAAUGGAGCUUCCAAUAUGCCUCAGGAGGUUACUGAUUCAAAAGGGGAACUUCCACCCAACCAAAAUGGCCAUUGCUGCAUAAAAAGUGAAACAAAUAGUCCUAUUGCCAAGCAAGGUGAAUCUCCAGAAGCCCUUUCGGAUGGUAAAUCAAGUCCCAUCAGCCUCAAACGACAGAAAACUUCAUCUGGAGAUAUUUCAGUCGAGGCACCUCCUGAUUCUGUUGAUUACUCCAUAAUGAAACUGGAGAAAGUAGCAAACAAAAUCAGAAGACUCGAAAGUCUAUUGCUAUCUGUGGGGUCUCCUCCAUCAAAAGUGGCGAAGCCAUCCUGGAAGUUCCUCGAGGAGGAUGCAUCACACAAGUGAACUCAUGUUUAUUCUGUGGCUAGGACGAUGGUAGAGUACAGAUUGACUGACCCUGACUCAGAUAGUUUCUGUCUGGCUGUUUGUGAACACGGAACAGUAUCCAACUAGAUACCACAGUGCAGCUUCUAGAUUUGCACUUUAUUGGUCAACCGAACUUGCUGGCAUUCAUAUAUUUGAUUGUUAUCAAACUCGUCUAACAAGAUUAGUCUAGUUGACUUACUCUUCAGGUUCAUACCAGUCGUGUAGUGCAGGUGCUUGCGAGGUCCAGGGCUCCAAGCAGCUCUACUUCGACGAGAGAAUGUCCAAGCUCAGAUGAAAGCUAUGCAAACAUAGGAUUGGCGGGAGGUAGAACAAUCAAGAGAGAAAUAGACACAUGUUUGUCAAACCUUUCAGUGUUAUUCAACUAUAUGUGCUUAGGCCCAGAUUCUUCCUUUUGCUGCUGGUUUGCAUCUGCCUGCCCGAUCUGGAAACACACCGAUACUGCUAACUUGUCAUUCGUUGCCCGUUCGUGUGUGUAAACAGUUCACAAUUGAUCGUGAUCUUAGAUUCUUAGCAAGCAUGCUAUAUUGCUUCAUCCAGAUUUACUCC
Molecule: messenger RNA, 1939 nt
Organism: Setaria italica (foxtail millet)
Lineage: Eukaryota; Viridiplantae; Streptophyta; Magnoliopsida; Poales; Poaceae
Exons: 9
Coding region: 212-1351 (379 amino acids)
Source: RefSeq, a predicted model, not a curated record